Oncorhynchus tshawytscha (Chinook salmon) is the source of this 2329-nucleotide messenger RNA. RefSeq names its product protein orai-2. The transcript is spliced from 4 exons. Gene Ontology annotation, molecular function: store-operated calcium channel activity. Lineage: Eukaryota; Metazoa; Chordata; Actinopteri; Salmoniformes; Salmonidae. The record is from RefSeq and is a predicted model, not a curated record. Gene Ontology annotation, cellular component: membrane. Gene Ontology annotation, biological process: store-operated calcium entry. Bases 1103 to 1981 code for a protein of 292 amino acids.
ACCUCCAUAGCCAGCCUCCUCCUUUUGAGAGAACCAUUUUGAAUUCAAUCAAAUUGGUGACUGUGUCCAAACUGGACGAGGUCAGCAAUACCUUGAGAACCAGCACCAGCCCACAUGCUGAAGACCUACUGAUUUAUCAGAGCAAUUACAAUUGUAAUUCAUAAAUUGAGUAGAAAACACAUGUAACCUGUAGUCUCAUUCAUUGUAUGUGAGGAUCACAAUUUGGGUUAUUGAGGUGGCCUAGUUUAAACUCCUUAUCAUUGUUUAUAUGGCUCCACUUUGUUAAUUGUAGCCAUAUUCUCUUCAUGGGAUGCAGAUGUCACGUGACCAGAAUGCUCCUUACGGUGAAGGAAAAAUGGCAGUGAAGCCUCUCAGCAAGUUACCGUACUGCAAGGGGUUCAUCACCCUUUAAUAUUCACCGAAGUACGUCAAGGUUUGUGGUUGCAUUAAAAGGUCAAAUGACGUCUUGGCAAAAAGGUCAAUCGUGUAGCUGCUGUCUACUGAGCUUGCCCAUAACAUCGCCAACGCGAUGCUAGCCAGAGUGCCAGGAAGUCGCAUCGUCUUCUAUUUUCUAAGUAGCCGUAGCGAAAAUUUGGAUUGAUGGACGCUGAAAUGACUUGAGGAAUUAAACAUUUUAUGAUGACACUUGGUUGCACUUAUUUUCUAGCUUGCUGACAUUCCACGCUUGGUUAUUGUUUACUAACCAGGCAACGUUAGCUAUCUUGUUAACUAAAGUAAGCACGAGAUAUUUACCUAGCCUGCUGGAUAAAAAAAAAAAAAUUUAUGUCCUACGUUGCACAAGGCUGUCGAUUGCGAUACAUUCAUACGUUUUUUUUUAGAAACAUUGACAUUUUAAUUUAGCAAAAAAACUUGCUUGACUGAGGGAUGCGAAUGUGCUUCUGUAAUUAUCGCUCAAACUAUUCUCAGUGACAUUGUGACCAGUAGAACGCUAGCCAGUGACGUCAUUUGUCAAGAUCGUAAUGCAGGAUCCGAGUAUCACGCACAAAAUUAAUUAGCUAUUCAUAAUUUGACCAAGUUGUAAAUCAUUUACCGACGUAUGCAUCAAGGUCGUAUCCGGUUGAAUUUCCCUGACCAAUAGGUGAUGAAAGCCACUCAUAAAACAAGAGAAGCCCAGCCAUUUGCCAUGAGCAGUGAGCUGAACGUGCCCAUGGGCUCCCCAGCCCCGGGGGGCUUUGAGCGGAUGCCGGAGGGUGGAGGGAUGGACUACAGGGACUGGGUGCGCCGCAGCUACCUGGAGCUGGUCACCUCCAACCACCACUCUGUGCAGGCGCUGUCUUGGAGGAAGCUCUACUUGAGCCGGGCCAAACUGAAAGCCUCCAGCCGCACCUCUGCCUUGCUCUCUGGCUUCGCUAUGGUGGCAAUGGUGGAGGUCCAGUUGGAGAUCCAGUACAACUACCCACGAAUGCUCCUCAUUGCCUUUAGCGUUUGUACUACGGUGCUGGUGGCUGUGCACCUGCUCGCCCUGCUCAUCAGCACCUGCAUCCUACCCAACGUGGAGGCAGUCAGCAAUAUCCACAACCUCAACUCAGUCAGCGAGUCACCCCAUGAGCGCAUGCACCACUACAUCGAGCUGGCCUGGGGCUUCUCCACUGCCCUGGGCAUCCUGCUGUUCCUGGCAGAGGUAGUGCUGCUCUGCUGGAUCAAGUUCCUGCCCGUGGACUCUAGUUCCGCCAACCAGGUGGCGGUGGCUGCCGCAGAGCUGGCACUAUCCAAGCUGAACUGUAGCAGCCCCGCCCUGCCACCCAAGCCCACCCCUCCGCCAGGGCACAGUGGCUGGCAGGCAGCCCUGGCCUCCACCAUCAUCAUGGUGCCGGUGGGGGUUAUCUUUGUGGUAUUCACCAUCCACUUCUACCGCUCGCUGGUGAGCCACAAGACAGAGCGCCACCACCAGGAGAUCGAGGAACUGCACAAAAUUAAGGUGCUGCUGGAUGGGUGCGAGAGAGGCCUACAGGCAGUGUGAUAUCUCUAGCUCUUCUCUCUAUGCUCUUCCUGUCCACUGUCAAUGCCUUCUCGCAUUGUUGAGAAGCACCAAAAUUCCACUGAAUAAGUGGGAGGAUUAAGGAUUUCCUUAUCCCCUAUUUAUCAAGCACCCUUUCCUAUUCAGCCUCUAGUCUGUUCAUUGUUAAUGUCUUCCUUAAAGUUUUUUUGGCAGAGAGCCCCAAAACUCCACUUAAUAUGUGGGAAGUUUAAGGAAUUCUCAGCUCUACUAAAUUAUGGAGGUCAAAGUUCAUAGUAUGUUUGAUUUGGAAAAUAGUAUCUUGUCUUUGUGAGAGAUGUAUUGAUUAUAUUUUUAAAGGGCUAUUCUGUU